Messenger RNA from Trichoplusia ni (cabbage looper), 3715 nucleotides. RefSeq lists its product as uncharacterized. The transcript is spliced from 22 exons. NCBI's taxonomy places the organism in Eukaryota, Metazoa, Arthropoda, Insecta, Lepidoptera, Noctuidae. The record is from RefSeq and is a predicted model, not a curated record. The coding region runs from base 95 to 3577 and encodes 1160 amino acids.
CUUAUAAACGAGGAGAAUAACCCGCCAGUACUUGCUUCCCAUAUAAGCUAGGCGCACUGGCUGGACGUGCCAGUACCACCUCACAGCUGACGGGAUGAAGUUGUGCGCAGUGCUGGUGUGCGCGUUCGCGGCCGUCGCGGCGCAUCAUCAUAAAGAUCACAACAGUCGUGGUGAAACAGGGUCCCCGAAUACCAGGACUUCAGAGCCGCUGACGGUGGCUCCAGCUGGUCAGUUCCGCGGCUCGUGGAUGGAGUCGCGGCGCGGGCGACGCUUCCAGGCUUACCGCGGGAUACGAUACGCCGAGCCGCCUGUUGGAGAGCUCAGGUUCCAGCCUCCCAAGAUGAUCACGAAGCACACUGGCGAGGUGGACGCCACGCAGGACGGCCCCGCCUGCCCUCAGCCCGUCCUCAACAAGGACUACCCCGUGCACGAAGACUGCCUCAGGCUCAACGUGUACCGACCUGAUGGAAAAGACGUGUCGAAGCUGCCGGUGGUGGUGUUCAUGCACGCGGGCGGGUUCUACUCGGUGUCGGGGCGCAGCGACGUGGCCGGCCCGCACUACCUGCUCGACAGGGACAUCGUGCUCGUCACCAUCAACUACCGCCUCGGCACACUCGGUUUCCUGAGCACGGGUGACAAGUUAGCUCCCGGUAACAACGGCUUCAAGGACCAGGUGAUGGCACUCCGCUGGGUGCAGCGCAACAUCGCCUCGUUCGGGGGAGACCCGCACCUCGUCACCAUCGCGGGGUACAGCGCCGGCUCCUUCAGCGUCAUGCUGCACACAAUCUCGCCCAUGUCUAAAGGGUUAUUCCACCGUGCGAUCAGUAUGAGUGGGUCCCCAAUAUCCCAGAUCGAGAUCCCUCGCCAUCAGCGCCACCUGGCGGUCAAACAGGCCGAGCUGCUGAACUGCACCACCGAGAGCUCGGAGGCGCUCAUCGACUGCCUCAAAACGAAGACUUACAAGGAGAUUGGAAACUCCCUGGAUAACAUGUUUGAGUACAACUACGACCCGGUGCUGCUGUGGAUGCCGGUGCAGGAGCUGGACUUCGGGCAGGAGCGGUUCCUGCCGCGCCAGCCGCUGGCCGCGCUCUGCGGCGGAGACCUGCAGCCCGUGCCUUACAUCGUCAGCCAGACGCAGGACGAGUUCUUCUGGAAGGCAUACGGUGUUCUCAACAACAACGGUGCCCUCUUAGGCUGGAACAUUGACUUCCCGAGCUUCGCGAACACCGCGUUCUACCUCGGGGACGACACGUCGGGCCGGCUCGCCACGCGCCUCAAGGGGGCCUACUUCCCCUCCUCCGACUCCAAGCUGCUCAACGACAGCGCCACCGUCGACGCCCUCGGGAAAAUGUACUCCGAUGCCAUUAUUGGUUUUGGAGCCCACAGGCUUGUGAACCUGCUGUCUCGUCACUCCAAGCAGCCGGUCUACUACUACGAGUUCGGGUACAUCGGCAACAGCAGCCACUACGUCGACCCCAUCACCAAUGAACCAACAGCGGCGGCGCAUCACGACGACCUGCUGUACCUGUUCAACGUGAGCGCUUCGUUCCCGGCGAUCCCUGCCGGAGACACGCACGACUCGCGCAUGGUCGACAAGAUGACAGCUCUCGUCUACAACUUCGCAAGAUAUGGGGACCCGAACCCCGUCAGCGACACUCCAGAGCUGGCCGGUCUGAAGUGGCCGCAGUACAAGCCGGCCGAGCGUCAGUACCUGCGCAUCGACCAGCCCUUCUCCAUUGACCAGAGGCUCUUCGAAGACCGCUUCAAGGUGUGGGAGGAACUCUUCCCAAUCGACUACCAGACCUGCAAACAAAAACAGUAUUUUCCUUGUUUCGAGACAGUUGUGUCUCCUCCGUUGGCCGCCAUGUUUCCCCGCGCAUGCGUUCUGCUCGCGCUGUGCGCCGCCGUGUGCGUGCACGCACACCAACACAAGCAUCAACACACAACAGAGCCAGCCAGAGCGACGUCCACGUCGCCCCCGACUGCGGCAGGUCCCGUGGUGCGCAGUGUGAGCGGCGUGUUCCGUGGCUCGUGGAUGGAGUCGCGGCGCGGGCGACGCUUCCAGGCUUACCGCGGGAUACGAUACGCCGAGCCGCCUGUGGGAGAGCUCAGGUUCCAGCCGCCGAAGCUAAAGCUGCAGUACUCGGGCGAGGUGGACGCGAGCGCGGAGGGGCCGGCGUGCCCGCUGCCCGUACCGCCCACCUACUACGUGGACGAGGACUGCCUCACCGUCAAUGUGUACACGCCACGUACUAACAGCUCGAAGCCCCUGCCGGUGAUCUUCUUCAUCCACGCGGGAGGGUUCUACUCCAUGACAGGACGCAGUGACCUCGCCGGGCCGCACUACCUGCUGGACAGAGAUGUAGUCCUUGUCACCAUCAACUACAGAAUAGGAUCCUUAGGUUUCAUGAGUACUGGUGACGCAUACGCCCCCGGCAACAACGGCAUGAAGGACCAGGUCGCAGCUUUGAAGUGGGUUCAGCGAAACAUCGCGGCAUUCGGUGGUGAUCCCAACUCGGUGACGAUCACCGGUUGCAGCGCCGGCUCUAUUAGUGUCAUGCUGCACAUGAUCUCACCGAUGGCUAAAGGUUUAUUUCACCGCGCUAUAUCGAUGAGCGCGUCGCCCAUCAACAAGGGUCCGAUGGUGACGCACCAGCGCCACCUGGCCGUGCUCCAGGCGCAGAUCCUCAAGUGCCCCACGAACAACACCUCCGUCAUCUACGACUGCCUCAUGAAGAAACCCUGGAGGGAGAUCGGAGACUCGCUGCCUCAGUUCUGGUCCUUUGGCCCAGGAGACCCAGUGGGUCUGUGGGGGCCCGUGGUUGAGCCGGACUUCGGUCAGGAGCGAUACCUCAGCGAGGACCCGCUGGACUCCAUCAAGCACGGCAGGAUGCACACCGUGCCCUACAUCAUCAGCCAAACCACUGACGAGUUCUUCUGGAAAGCUUUCCCGGUCCUACAAAACGCUACACUUCUAAAGACGAUGAACGAAGAGUGGGAGCGUAUCGCGCCGAUCUCGUUCCUGCUGCCGGCGGAGAACCGCAGCGCAGCGGUGGCGCGGCUGCGGGAGGUGUACCUGAGGAACAAGCCGCUGGCUAAUGACAGAGAGAGCGAGCUGGCGCUGGGGAGGCUGUACGGAGACUCCGUCAUAGGGUUCGGAGUGCACAGACUAGCCAAUCUAAUGUGCCGCCAUUCGAAGCACCCGGUGUGGUACUAUGAGUUCGCAUACAUUGGAAACAAUUCCCACUACCAGGACCCUGAUGGAAAACCACGAGGUGCGGCUCACCACGACGACCUGAUCUACUUGUUCACGCUGAGCUACGCGUUCCCCACCAUCCCGCUCUCCAGCCAGGACUCGCACGUCGUCGACGAGAUGACCGCCAUGUGGUACAACUUCGCCAGAUACGGUGACCCGAACCCCCGCGGCGACACUCCGGAGCUGGCGGGGCUGGCGUGGCCCACCAUGACGCCGCGCCAGAGGAACUAUCUCCGGCGCGGAGACCAGCUCAGCGUGCACCAGAACAUGUUCGAAGACCGCUUCAAAGUGUGGGACGACUUGUACCCCAUUGAAUACUGAACAUAACAAAACUCCUUGUACAUAAUUGUAUAAUGUUUGAACUGAGAAUUUAAGCUGUGAAUAUGACAUUGCGGUUAUGAAAGCUUGAUGUGAUAAUGUUUUAUACUCUGUACGUAAAUAAAUAUGAUUAAAAUGAUU